GAAAAGUAAACCAGAGCAAUAUUGAUGAUGGGAGUGCAGUCGCAAUAAACAAAAUUUAGUUCGUUAAAAAAUUUAUAUAUCGGUAAAAAAAACACUUAAUCAGUUUUCAAGCUGUAAUAUUUCGGUGAAUAAGGCCUUGAUAUGUUUCAGCCUGCAUCCAUAAACAUUCAGACUGGAUCGACAAGCCAAUCGACAACCCAGCAAGCGAACGAACCAGGAGGGGGAGGAGGAGGCCACUAUCAAUUAGUCAGCCAGCCCCACCACAUUUACACUGGUGCAGCAACAAACGACAUGUCACCUUAUUUCGAUCAAUCGGUCCAUUCAGCUAAUCCCGGGCAAGACUUUAAGACAUCUGCAGGCGUUGCUGAGAACAGUGCCCAAAACUUUAUAUCGACAACUGAUUUUGAAAUGACAAACAUAAACGAUGAUUUUGUGUUGCUUGAACACGAAAACUCUUGUGAACAACCAAGCUCCUUCCUUGGAAAUGAUCAGCAACAUCCCCAAGAACAUCAACAUUUUUCAAAAAAUGAACACCAACCAGAGCCACAAACAUAUCACAACCAUUACGACGAAUUUGAUCACUAUCAUCAGUACUUUGAAAGCCAACCUCAGCAACAAUCACAACACGUCCAGGAUAACCAGCAGCAACAGCAGCAGACAUUUCCUUCGCCAGAACAACCAUUGCACCACUCCUUCGACAAUCUGUCCUCCAUUCAUUCGCCUGCGGCAUCCAGCAAUUACGCCGAUCCUCCGUGUAGUUUCGCUCGCUCCUGUGAUGACAUAUCUUCAAAACAACACGACACAUUAGAUCAGAAGGUGGCAACGAUUGUUCAUACCGAACCAACUGAACAAAGAAAAACUAUAUGGGAUGUCGUUUCAAAAGACAUUGAUCCAAAAAUGUCAUUUUCAUACGCUUUGUUUGUAAUUUUGUUGGCGGUAGCGAGCAUAAUGAUCGAGGACGAAGUUUCGUUCACGUACGUGCAAGUCGUUCUUUCGUUCUUCAGCUUGGGAGUGUUCAUUAAGAUGGGUUGGUGACCAUCGAUAAAAAGCAACAAAAAAAGUCAUAUAAUGCUGUGAGAUGGUUCAAUUGUUAUAUUCCGGGUUUGCUGUAAAGAAUAUUAUUUUUGGAUUUCGAUUUAUAAUAAUUUGUUUAGUUAUCCAAAAACUUUGUUUUAAAUUGAUUUUUAUGAUAGAGCUUUACAAUUUUUAAUUUUGAUUAAAACUACGCAUAAAAUAUAAUAAAAAUAUUUUAAUAUGAUUUUAAUCUAUAAAAAUAAAUAAAAUGAUUGAGUCUUAUUUUGAUAUUCGUUUAUCAAGGAUGUUUUAUACGUUCAUAAAAUCAUUCAAGAACACCAUCAGCACCGGGGAACUAAACUUUUGAUACUUUUGAUGAGUACCUUAAAGCAGAACUGAAAAUUUAUUAUGCUUACCAAACAACGGUAAUAAAUUAGUGAACAUUUAAAAAAAAAUCCCCUAGGUGCAAAUAAAAUUUAGCAAUUUAAUCUAUUACUUUUAUUUCUAUUCAGCUUAAGCUCGAAAAUAAGUUUGACAAGUGACUUUCGCUACUUGACAGUAUAAAUGGCUCUUAUGGGCGUGUUAAAUUUAAGAACUAUUUUUUUGUGGAAGACUAAAUAAAAAUGACUCUAAGUUUGGUUG
This is a messenger RNA of Helobdella robusta, 1656 nucleotides long. RefSeq lists its product as hypothetical. Lineage: Eukaryota; Metazoa; Annelida; Clitellata; Rhynchobdellida; Glossiphoniidae. The record is from RefSeq and is a predicted model, not a curated record. The transcript has 3 exons. The coding region runs from base 142 to 1035 and encodes 297 amino acids.